GAAAAAACCCAAAUUUAUUUCCAAAUCUCAAACACUUAAAAAUCUUUGUCUCUCAAAUUUGGGGGUCUUCAAAUUUUCAAAAAAAAUGUUGAGAGAAUUUUGAAAAAUUAGGGUUUCGAAUUUUGCAGAGUGAUGGAGAAAAGUUUCAGUCCAUCGAGAAGUAGUCCAGGAAGUGCAAGAUUGCAGUUUGGUGGUGGUGGUGGUGGAGGAGUGUCUCAGAGAUUAAGAUCUUCAUCAUUUAAGAAACCACCUGAACCAUUAAGAAGAGCUGUUGCUGAUUGUUUAUCUUCAUCUUCUUCAUCGUUUUCAUCAUCUUCUUCUUCGUCUCAUCAUGGAAACUCUUCUACUGUUGCUUCUGAAGCUACUCGAACUUUAAGGGAUUAUAUUGCAGCCACUUCAACGAUUGACUUAGCAUAUAGUGUGAUCAUAGAGCAUGCACUAGCAGAGCGUGAACGCAGUCCUGCAGUUGUUGCAAGGUGUGUGGCGCUUUUGAAGAGAUAUCUAUUGCGAUAUGUACCCAGUGAACAGACAUUACAGCUAAUUGAUCAGUUUUGUGUUAAUUCAAUUUUAGAGUGUGAUUCUAGCACAACUAGGAGAGUAUCACCUUGGUCAAAAUCAUUAGGCCAACAACAGUCUGGAGCACCCAAUGCAUCUACCAAUGCUUUUCCUUCAUCUUUGCCAGCUUCCAGUUUUGCAUCUGGAGCUCUUAUUAAGUCGUUAAAUUAUAUUCGUUCUUUAUUAGCUCGGCAUAUUCCGAAAAGAUCAUUCCAACCAGCAGCCUUUUCAUUGGCCUCUACAGCCUCGAAACAGUCCCUCCCAUCAUUGUCAUCAUUCCUGAGUAAAUCUUUUAAUACCCAGUUAAGCCCUGCAGCUGUUUCAGUUAGAGAUUCACCUGAGAGGAAAGAGGCUUCAAUAGUAUCUGUUCCUAACUCAGCAAUUGUUGAAGUCGUUGAAGGGAAAGAAGGUGCUGACUACAUAUCCAUCGAUGUUCUUAAAUGGCGGUGGCUAGGAGAUAAACAGUCAUCCUCGCUAACUGCUGACAGUAAUGGUGUUAUUAGGCCCCAAGAAGUUAGCACACAUAGCUUCCUGGAAGUUGGAGCUGCUGCUCUUCUCGUAGGGGAGAUGGAAGGGCAGCCUUGGAGACACUCUGGAAAUCAAGAUAUACCUGAUCCUGAUCAACUGUUGCAGCCUUCUACAGUCACAACUGCCACUAAUUUUGCCUCUGCUCGAUCCCACUUGAGAGCAAUAACUGCUGCUAAACGUACAAAGCCAGGACCCAACCAAAUUUGGGAGGAUUCACAAGUUAAUACAUUCCGCCCACGCUCUCGGCCCCUUUUCCAGUAUCGUCACUACAGUGAGCAACAACCAUUGCGUUUAAAUCCUGCUGAAGUGUUCGAGGUUAUAAAUGCAGCUUCCUCCGAGGCAUCUUCCCCAAAAACAAAUCUUAUGACAGUUUCAUCGAAAUUGAGUAAUAACAGUGGAAAGCCUUCAAUGGAUGUGGCAGUCAGUGUCCUCAUUAAACUUGUCAUUGACAUGUAUGUGAUGGAUUCUCGGACUGCUGCUCCUCUCACUCUUUCGAUGCUAGAGGAGAUGCUCCGUUCUCCAAGACUAGCAUCCAGGGUGCGUGCAUUUGACUUAAUUCUAAACCUUGGGGUUCAUGCUCAUUUGUUGGAACCUAUGUUACCUGAUGAUCCUCCCACCAUCGAAGAAGAGCCCGCUCAAGAAUCGUACCCUAAUAAUGAAGGAACCCUUGGUGCUGAAGUCGAAGGAAAGACUGAUUCAAGUAAGAAAAAUGGAACUGUCUCAGCUGUUGACAAGUUUGAGUCUUGGAUAUUGAGCAUUCUGCAUGAGAUUCUCCUUCUUCUUGUUCAGCUGGAAGAAAAGGAAGAAUCGGUGUGGGCAUCUGCUUUGAGUUGUUUACUGUACUUUAUAUGCGACAGGGGCAAGAUUUGGAGGAACAAAUUGGAAGGCCUUGACAUAAGGGUGAUUAAGGGGCUUCUGGAGAUCAGCAGGGAACAUUCAUGGGCAGAGUUAGUUCAUGGAAAACUGAUUUGCAUGUUGACGAAUAUGUUUUAUCAAGUUUCCGAUGGAGCUACAAAUGCUGUUCCAAUUGCUCCUACUUUUAUGGCUGAACAGGUUGAUCUACUUGGUGGAAUUGAAUUCAUUUGCCUUGAGUAUUCACAGGCAAACUCAAGAGAAGAAAAGAGAAAUCUCUUCCUUGUGCUUUUAGACUAUGUUUUACAUCAAAUAAAUGAAACAUGUGUCGCUAUUGGAGACUCUGAAUACAGCUUUGAGGAGAUUCAACCGCUCGCUUCAAUGCUUACUCUUGCAGAUGCUGCUGAAGCCUUUUACAUUGCUGUUAAGCACGGAGUGGAGGGCAUAGGAGAGGUAUUGCGAGGAUCGAUUUCCUUAGCCUUGUCUAGAUAUCCCAACGCUGAACGGUUAAAUGUGCUCUUGGAGAAAAUAACAAGAAAACUUGAUAUUGUUAUGAGCUCAUUUGGUCGUUUAGAUGGGGAAUUCUCGGACAUGAUACGCGUCACAAAAUCUUACAAGUCUUUGGAAAGUAUCGAGGACGUAACCCUUGAAUAUGGGCUAAGUAUGAAAGGGAAACUGUCAUGGACCACUUUGCAUUCUCUUCUUCAUUCUGAAAGAUCUGCGUAUCGUCAAAAUGGGUAUAUUUGGUUAGUUGAGUUACUGCUCGCAGAGAUUAGUGAGGAACGAGAUCAAAGUAUAUGGUCAAAUAUUAGGAAUUUUCUGCAGCAAAUUGGACUCGCUGGUAGUCGAGAAGCAUCAGUUGGUGAUUCAGAAGUUACUUUAACCAUUUGGACCCUGCGUGGUCUUCUGAAGUCAAAGCACAAUUUCAUUAGACGAGGUUUUCUUUUUGUCAUAGAGAAGCUCCUUCUGCGAUUGAAAUUGUUGCUGGACGAAAACGAGCUGCAAAAAUCAAGCAGCAGUGAAAUUGGUGACGGUUCUCAUGAUGGUGAUAUCCGUUUAGAGAAAGCCAAUGCAGUGAUUGAUAUAAUGAGCAGUGCUUUAUCCCUGGUAGUUCAGAUAAAUGAAACCGAUCGAAUUAAUAUUUUGAAGAUGUGUGACAUGUUAUUCUCUCAAUUAUGCCUAAGAGUUCUUUCUGCUCCCGUAAUGCCUCUUGAGGAUCUGACAUCACUCGGUAAAGUAUUUGGUAGCGCAGAGAGUCUAAAACAUGCCACAGAUGCAUUUUCCCCUACUCUGCAAGAGAAGAAACAACUUGUGGAUGAGUUUCCAGAAGAAACCAUUAGCAAAACGAGCUCCGAUCAGAAUCCUUCAAUUUUCUGGAAGACGGCAUCUUUGGCGGCAUUGCUUCUUAGAGCACAGGCUAUUGUUCCAAUGCAACUUGUUUCACGUGUUCCUACUCCUCUACUUUACUGGCCAUUGAUUCAACUUGCGAGUGCAGCAACGGACGAUAUCGCACUGGGAGUUGCCGUGGGUAGCAAAGGAAGGGGAAACCUACCUGGCGCCACAUCAGAUAUCCGAGCUGCUCUUCUUUUACUUCUUAUUGGUAAAUGCACUAAUGAUGCUGCUGCUUUUCAAGAGGUCGGAGGAGAAGAGUUCUUCAGGGAACUAUUGGAUGAUACAGACUCCAGAGUUGCAUAUUACUCUUCAGCUUUCCUUUUGAAGAGGAUGAUGACGGAAGAACCUGAAAAGUACCAGCGUAUACUACAGAGUCUGAUUUUUAGAGCACAACAGAGCAACAAUGAAAAGCUGUUGGAAAAUCCAUACCUCCAGAUCCGCGGCAUUAUUCAACUUUCGAGUGAUCUUGGAACAAGUCUCAGCCUUAUUGAAGUAUAGCUUCUGAUAUCCUCGCUUGAAAUACCGGAUAAAGAGUUUGUGCCCCGCUUUAGCGUUUAUAAGUUCUCUAAUGAAUACAACCAAGUAUAUAACAACUUCCACAAGUCUGCAUCAAGAUUCUUGGGAAAUUUCUAGAAGCAUCUCUUAUUCCAGGCUUGUGCCUCCCAUACAUUCAGAGCAUAUGGUGUUGAUAUUUCACUGUGGGGGAUGACAGCAUCUUUGUGAUAUUUAUGAAGAUUUGAAUACAGGGUAGCAAGCAGUAGAACGAUAGCUGGGACAUGGCAUGUACAGGAGAGUGGAGUAACUUGUAAUCUUUUGAUUAAUUUAAUUUUUCAUCUGCCAGUAAGCUGGUUCUGUUCGAAGAUCGAGUUCUUUUUAUCUUCGAUCUUCAGAGAACUUGUCUGUACGGCAAUUUGGGGGGUUGGUCCCGUCAAGCAAGAACUAACUUCACAUCAGAGCGAGCCCUGAACCAAGACAUAAGUCUUGCUUUGGGGGCCUGAGUUUAUAUUUCUUUUUAUCAUUAUAUAUAUAUAUAUAUAUAUAUAUAUUUUUUAUGUAAUUCACUAAUUUGUAUACUAAGCUUUUAAGAUCCUCCUUGGAAAAAAUGAAAAAAAUGAUCCAGGGGGCUUUUUUGUGAAGCUUAUACCUCAGUAUGUAGAUCUUUCUCUUAAAUGAAAGAUGCAGAUGAUUCUUUCUUUCAACAUGUAAAAAUAAUA
Molecule: messenger RNA, 4541 nt
Organism: Papaver somniferum (opium poppy)
Lineage: Eukaryota; Viridiplantae; Streptophyta; Magnoliopsida; Ranunculales; Papaveraceae
Exons: 19
Coding region: 133-3825 (1230 amino acids)
Source: RefSeq, a predicted model, not a curated record